Molecule: messenger RNA, 4020 nt
Organism: Cavia porcellus (domestic guinea pig)
Lineage: Eukaryota; Metazoa; Chordata; Mammalia; Rodentia; Caviidae
Product: CMRF35-like molecule 6
Exons: 5
Coding region: 336-992 (218 amino acids)
Cellular component (GO): plasma membrane
Molecular function (GO): transmembrane signaling receptor activity
Source: RefSeq, a predicted model, not a curated record
CACUUUAGAUGAGUUCUGCUGUGCAUGCGGACACUCACAUGUGUCUGUGUUAGGCAACCAGCUGUGGGCAGUUUUUUAUUCAUGGGCCUGGAAUGUGCCCAACUACUGAGAAUGAGAGCAGCCAAAUGUCACUGAGGCUCAGGGACAUGAGCACCAGUGUAGGCAGCUUCUCUCCCUGAGUUACUUCACCCUGCGCAUCAUCCGAAAAGCAUAGACCAGGAAGUAGAGAGAGGCAGGAGACCAGAAGUGGGGACACAGUCAUCAAUCUCUGUGAGGAGGCCCGAUCUGUCUCCUUCUGGGUGUGGGACUGGUGCAGCUGACCUCAAUGCUAAGAAAUGUCCCCAGGACACUUGGCCUUGUGGCUGCCCUCAGCUCUGCUUCUCCUGCAGGUCCCAGGCUGUCUUCUCCUGACCGGCCCCCGCACUGUGAACGGCACUGUGGGGGGAUCCCUGAGCGUGCAGUGCCAGUAUGAGGAGCGAUACGAGAAACAUGGCAAGUACUGGUUCAGAGACUCAGUUCUGCUAUAUGGUAAGAUUGUGGAGACUACAGCUUCAAGCAGAGAAGCAAGGAAGGGCCGAGUGACCAUCAGGGACCAUCCAGCCAACCUCAGCUUCACGGUGACCUUGGAGAACCUCACCCUGCAGGAUGCAGGCUCCUACUGGUGUGGGAUUAAUGUACCAUGGCGACAGGAUCCGGACUUCGAGCUUAAGGUGUCUGUGCUCCCAGCCCCAAACUCUCACCUUAACGUUGUCACAAGCACCAAGGGAACUCCCCUGUUUUUGUCUGUGCACACUUGGCCCAGCUCCACCAGAGGGGAUACCUCCAGUCCCAGCCCACAGCCUCGGUGUCUGUUCAGCAGCAUUCACUUCCUGCUCCUGGUCUUCCUGAAGGUGCCCCUGUUCCUAAGCAUGCUCAGUGCCAUCCUUUGGGUGAACAGGCCUCAGAGAGGCUCUGCACGGAGGCCGAGUCAUCCUGAGUACGAGAACCAGUGACAUUCCUUGUCCCUCGAGACUCCCUGUCCAGAGACGCAACUCCUCUGAUGGAUGGCAAUGACCAGUGGACCUUCCGUUACUCUCCAUAUUCAUAUUAGAAGAACCUUUGUGCUCUUCUUUAAAAUCUUCCCUUGUUCACCAUCCUCAUAUAGCAAAAGCGUUUCUAAUUGAUAUGUCCUCCUUGAAGUACGACUGCGUAUCAGCUUUGCGUAUGUACCUGCCGGCUUAACUUUGAGUCACUGCCACGACCUCUAGGACCCUGGAAGCUUUCAAUUCCACCCACCAUGUGGUCUUGCUUCUGUUUCACUGUUUGAACAUGGCCAGUGUGUGAUUCUUGCAGUCACUGUAUUUGUCUACUCAGCGAUGCACUUGUUACUUCAUGAAAUAAUGCAAGAGCAUCAGUGAUUCACUGGGCCUGAGUCAGACCUGAGUCAGUUAUGAUUUCUUUGAUCUCCCCAGACCCAUGGACCAAGGUACAAUACUGGAUCCUAGUGUCGGGCCCAGAACACUUUCCAGAAUUAUUUUGACUUCUAGUCAUCCCUGUCUCAUUCAGAAUCACCCUUAAAAAUAUCUUCAGGUUUCUUUGGAGAAGGAUGGUAGAAAAUCAGGUCAUAAAUUCUCAGUGGCAUAGCUCUAUUCCUUCUUCAAGGGGAUCGGAACAUCUUCUUCAUCCAGAACUAUGAGUUCUUGGACCAGCUUGGAAGUUUGUUGGUAAGAUGUGACAUUUAUUAGGUGACUAAGUCUCUGUUCACUGUAUAGACCUUGUCUGCUUGUGUGGAUACAGGAAGUGUUGGUGCAGGGGCACCAUGAUGAAUUUGCCAGCACUACAGACCAACAUGUGAAGCACGUGACCCUCACCACUCAACCAGCACCAACACGGGAUGGGACACUGGGAGAUGUUAGAUAGUAGAGCUAAUCUGCCAUCCUUCUCCAAAGAAGUCUUAAGGGAGCCCAGGACUGACCAUCUUUUAAAAUUUUUUAACUUCAAUUUUUAUUAGUACACAUUUGCAGCACAUGAUUGCGUUCCCCAUGGGGAGUUGGUAUACACACAUCCCACAUUGUCAUGGUUUAUGUUUGUGUCCCCCAGGCCUCAUGAGUUUGCAUUGUUCAUAUGUGAUGGUUCAUCGCAUAGUGCUUGGAUUGAUGGUGUCAGUGCUCCACCCACGUAAGGGUGGAGCCAGGAUGUGAUGUAAUGGCAGGAAGAAGGUGUGUUUUUCUCUUUGCUGGUUCGAGUUUGCUGUUGCCGGCUGUCAUGAACUGCGUUCCAGCCAUGCCCGCCUGUCUUGGAGCCAACUGAGUGUGGACUGAAACCUCCAAAAACUGUAAGAAAUAAACCUUUCCUUUCCCAACUUUGGGCUUCAGGUAUUUUGUCUCAGCGACAAGCAUAAAGUAACUAAGACACACAUCUUAAUAUUUUUACCCUCUCUGCUUUUCCCUCCGCACUUCCUCAGUCUCUUGCAAAAAAUCUAGCACUUUCCUUUAGGAAAAGAUAUAUUUCUCUUUAAGCUAUUGUUUUAUUUUGCUCUUUAUUUAUAUUUUGAGUUUUCCAUAGAAGAGAAACCAUGCAAUAUUUCAGCUGUGUGUCUGAACUAUACAAUACUUUCCUGGUGUCUGAUUUAUUUCACUAAACAUUGUGGUCUCGAGGUGUAUUCUUUUUCCUACAAAUGACUGAAGCUUAUCCUUCUUUAUGACGGAGUCGAACUCCAUUGCGCAUAAAUACCACAUUUUCUCUAUCCGUUCAUCUGUUGAUGGACAGAUAGGCUGCCUCCAAGAUUUAGCUAUUACAAUUGUGCUGCUACACACACAAAACUGAGGAUCUUUACCCAGCAUUCCCAUUCAGCAAAUAUUUGCUGAGUGUGUACCUUGCUCUGGACCCUGAUCAAAUGAUGAAGCUCUGCAGUAGAUAAAUAGGAAAGCACUCUGUUUUCAUGGAGUUCACAGCCAGAAACAGUUACCAAAGACAAAAAUACAUGCACAGAUAGGAAGAAACAUAGAAGAGAGGAAGAGUGCAUAGGAUAAAACAGAACCAGGAAGUGGUGAUCGGUGCAGGGCUGGCAGGGACUAAAUCAGUGUGGUUUAUAAGCAGGUAAGCUUGACCAGCCAUGGUUAAUUCUGCAGAGAGUGAGUGGCUUCUGAACCUUGACCUGCCCUGUCAACCUUCUAGGAACUAUGGCAAAGGACAAUGGUGUCAUGUCCCCAUCUUCCUGUUUCAGCUUUCACACCUCUGAACUCUGCCCGAACUCUCACUGGGAAGUAGAAUUUAACAAGAGGGCAAGACAGGACUGUGAGUUCUCCAGGAGCUGUGAUCGCUCCUCCAAUGUGACAGCACACAUGUGUUAUAUGUGACUCUGUGCGAGGGGUGCAAUCUUCCCUGAGACCUGGGCUGCCCACAUGAAGGCCGAGUUGUCUCUGGAAAGAACCCCAUGUUUCCCCUGGACAUGUCUUCACCCUCUCAGUGGGAACAGGAGCCCUAGGGAAUUUCACUCUCUCUGUCAGACUGCCCUGACCCUGGGCCCAAGUGCACAUCUCCUUGCUGUGAAUGGUUGUGAGACACCAGCUCACUGCAGUGGUCCUCAGAGCUUCUCAGCGGUCAUCAGAGGAGUAUGAGAAGCCCAGACCUCUGUGGAGCUUCUUCAGGAGACUCCACCCAGCCCCUCCAAGCUGACCUGCCUUCCCCUCUUUCUGCCACCUUCUACCACAGGAGGAAGCUCGGAAAAUCCCCUAAGAGACUUCCUCUGGGCAGGGGGACCAUCGGGAUGGAAACAGGUGUUCACUGCUAUCAGCUGCAAUGACUGCAUUAACUUUUCUCUCCCGUGGAGUUCCCCCAGUUUCAGUUCCACCCUUUUCAAGGAGACAUAACAGCUGUCAGUCAAAGAGCCCCGCCUCCCAAUCUUCUACCAGACUGUUCCAUGACAGCCGUAACUGCCCUGGACACCUGCCCUGAUCCAGAAGAUAUCUACCGGGACCACAGCAUCUUGAAAAUGAACUAAGUAGCAGAAAUAAAUUUGUACUAACUAGGAGGCUUGAA